AUGCAUCGUAUUCGCUUGGCACAGACUCUUCCGUACCUCGCAUCCUUCUCGGCUUCGCACCGCUCGGCCCCGAUCCGCCAACACAUAACUUUACGAGGCCCCGCCAGCACACCCGCAGCUCCCGAAACAGCGCCGGCCGGGAGCACCGUGCCCCUCCUCCAUAGAGACAGAGUGGAACCCUCCAGUGCGGUGCUCCCCCGAACCUUCCGGCCAACAAGCUCCGUUGCGAAGGACAACGGACAACGGAGUACGUAG
This is a messenger RNA of Colletotrichum tamarilloi, 255 nucleotides long. RefSeq lists its product as uncharacterized. The record is from RefSeq and is a predicted model, not a curated record. The transcript has a single exon. Bases 1 to 255 code for a protein of 84 amino acids. Lineage: Eukaryota; Fungi; Ascomycota; Sordariomycetes; Glomerellales; Glomerellaceae.